Gopherus evgoodei (Goodes thornscrub tortoise) is the source of this 1578-nucleotide messenger RNA. RefSeq names its product potassium channel tetramerization domain containing 6 (gene KCTD6). The record is from RefSeq and is a predicted model, not a curated record. Lineage: Eukaryota; Metazoa; Chordata; Testudines; Testudinidae. Bases 167 to 880 code for a protein of 237 amino acids. Gene Ontology annotation, molecular function: protein binding. Gene Ontology annotation, biological process: protein homooligomerization. The transcript has 3 exons.
GCGGCAGGGACGCCGGGCGCGCGCUCAGUUGUCCCCGCUGCUGUCGCCGGCCUCUCCACAGCCCGGGAGCCGCCCGCGCAGCCGAGGGGAAUAGGAAAGUGAAUUGUGUGUCCUCCUAGCAACCUUCAAUUAAACUCAGACUGCCAUAGAUCAAACAACAGAACAGAUGGAUAAUGGAGACUGGGGAUAUAUGAUGACUGAUCCAGUCACAAUAAAUGUGGGUGGACACUUGUAUACAACAUCCCUCACCACUCUGACAAGAUAUCCCGAUUCAAUGCUUGGGGCCAUGUUCGGGGGAGACUUCCCCACUGCCCGCGACUCUCAGGGCAAUUACUUCAUUGACCGAGAUGGACCACUUUUCCGGUAUGUUCUUAAUUUUUUACGGACUUCAGAGUUGACUUUGCCCCUGGACUUCAAGGAAUUUGACUUGCUUCGAAAAGAAGCAGAUUUUUAUCAAAUUGAACCCCUAAUCCAGUGUCUUAAUGACCCCAAGCCUUUGUAUCCUGUGGAUACCUUUGAGGAAGUAGUGGAGUUGUCCAGCACACGGAAACUUUCCAAAUAUUCCAAUCCAGUGGCAGUAAUCAUAACACAGUUAACCAUUACAACUAAGGUCCAUGCGUUACUGGAAGGCAUUUCAAACCACUUUACCAAGUGGAAUAAGCACAUGAUGGACACAAGAGACUGCCAAGUUUCCUUUACUUUUGGGCCAUGUGAUUACCACCAGGAAGUUUCCCUCAGAGUCCAUCUGAUGGAGUACAUUACAAAACAAGGUUUCACUAUCAGAAAUACAAGAGUUCACCAUAUGAGCGAGCGGGCCAAUGAAAAUACAGUGGAGCACAACUGGACUUUCUGUAGACUGGCACGGAAAACGGAUGACUGAUGUAUGACUCCACAGAUGCCAUUUCAGUGGUUACAUGCAACUUCCGGGAACAGCAUACCUGAGGGAAUCUGGUUUUGACUAAAGCAACAGCAUGGGCUUUCUUUAUGAGACUAUUUAUUAAUAACUAUUAAGGACUGGAGAAGUUACAUGCUCUAGCAGAUCUGUGUUUUGUCUUGUCCAGAAAAAGAUAUGCAUGUGCCUGUUCACACUGUUAAGACACCUUUUUUUAAAGAAGGAGUCUUAAAAAUCAGUAUGGUAGGAAAUUUUAUGUCAGCUCUUUCGACCUAAAGUGCUAAAUUCACUUAUUUAAAUGGUCUGUAAUCCAUUUAAUGCUAAAACACUGGGAAUAAAGAACAAACAGGAUUUAAGAUGCAGAUGGGGGAAAUGCUAGCAUCAUGUAAACUAACCUAGUUUCUAAAUCAUUUAACAGUAUUGUAAUAUUUUAGGAAAACAAAUCCUACCCUUUUAAAGUACUUGUUAAGUACGGCUUUUUACAGUUAUGACGACUGUUUUUCUAUGCAUAUAAAUCAAGCAACCAAAUAUUAUCUGUAGCCGUGAAAGUGUGAGUAGAAAUAUUUAUAUGAGAGUCUGAAUGCAAAAUAUCCCUGUGGUAGAAUUCAUACUUUUAAUGCCCGGUGCAAUAUUAUUCCCAAAUGUAAUGCCUGCCAGCAAGAAGCUAAUAAAAUGUCAAAUAUGGA